Molecule: messenger RNA, 2031 nt
Organism: Eurytemora carolleeae
Lineage: Eukaryota; Metazoa; Arthropoda; Copepoda; Calanoida; Temoridae
Product: solute carrier family 13 member 2-like
Biological process (GO): monoatomic anion transmembrane transport; citrate transport
Cellular component (GO): membrane
Molecular function (GO): citrate transmembrane transporter activity; succinate transmembrane transporter activity
Source: RefSeq, a predicted model, not a curated record
UGGUGUAUGAACUUAUUUCAGAAUAAAAUAUUAUAAUGAAUAUGGGUAACUGAGAGAGUAGCAGAAUAUUAUCUCUGGUUAUGGCAGAAUUGCCAUUGAAAGAGUUUAUAAGUGUAUUCUGGAGAACAUGGAUAGUUUUACUAGCACCCCUCCUUCUCUCUCCUCUCCUAUUCCUGGCUAUAGAACCCCAGACUAUAGAGGCUCUGAAGUGUGCCUACACUAUUCUGUUAAUGGCAGUUUAUUGGAUGACAGAGGCACUUCCACUUCCCAUCACAUCUAUGCUACCUAUGGUAGCUCUACCCCUGCUAGGGUUGAUGUCUACUGGAGAGGUAGCAAUCAACUACCUGAACUCGACGAACUACAUGUUCCUGGGAGGCCUUAUCAUGGCUAUAGCUGUAGAGCACAGCGGACUACACAAUAGGGUUGCUCUACGAAUAAUAAAAUUGGUUGGGACGAGCCAAGCUAGGUUGAUGCUAGGGUUUAUGUUUACCACCAUGUUCCUCUCAAUGUGGAUCUCGAACACUGCAACCACCGCCAUGAUGCUUCCUAUAGUUGACGCAGUGGCUGAGGCGAUUAAUCAGAAAGAAGAUCUACCCCUGGCCCCCCUUGCUACAUCAGACAGGGUUUCAGAUCUAUCACAUGGAUCAGAGGGUGAUGAUUUGUUUGAUGAAGAUGAAACUGAAUUCCAGUAUAAUCAACAAAGAACGGUUACUUCUUUAAAUCAGAUGAUCAUGACCUCGAUCAAUACCUCGAAUCAUAGAUCGAUCAGAGUUUCAAUUCUUUUGAAUUCUAAAAAUUUUAAUCUAAUAUUUAUUUUGUUAUCUAGGAAAAACACAAUGGAAAGAAUGACAAGGUUUUCAAUGCACCCUGUUAUAGAGGAAAAGCCGGCACCAGUACUUGAACCACAGUCUAAUGUAGUAGAGGACACGUUGCCAAUAUAUACUGAGACAAAGGGUUCUGAGGGUUCUGUUGUGUCGAAUCAGAAGGAAGAGUUGGAGAGAAACUUCCUGCUCAUGAGUAUCGCGUAUGCUGCUAAUAUUGGAGGAACUGGUGUUAUAACUGGGUCUCCUCCGAACCUUGUAGUUCCAGAUAUUCUCAACAAAUCAUUCGGACCAAACACAGGACUUACCUUUGCUUCAUGGAUGGCUUUUGCAAUUCCUGUAAUGUUGGUUAAUCUCAUCCUAGCCUGGAUAUGGUUACAGAAACUACAGAAGAUGUACCCUGGAGGUCAUGGAUUAGAGAGAUCUCAGGACCAGGAGAAGCGGGCAAUGCAAGUCAUAAAUGAUCGAUACAAAAGUUUAGGAGAUAUGAGUCUGCAUGAGGUUCAGGUGUUUAUUCUGUUCGUCCUCCUCAUCCUUCUCUGGUUCUUCAAGACCCCCCUCUUCAUGCCAGGCUGGGGGGACCUAUUCGUGAAAAUAAUUUCAACAUUAGGUGGAGGUUUUGCUCUUGCUUCCGCCUCCCAGAAGUCUGGUCUCUCCGCCCUUCUGGUUGAACAGCUCGAGGAGCUUAAUCUGCAAAGUUUGCCAACUUGGCUGUUAAAUGUUGUAAUCUGCCUGUUCACGGUGUCUCUAACGAACAUUGCCUCAAACACCGCUACGGCGAACGUGUUGGUUCCGAUUCUAGCAGAGAUGGCGCUCACAAUGUGCAUAAACCCCAUUUAUUUAACUCUUCCCGCGGUAAGUUGCAAGGUUAAUGCAAUAGUGUUCGGACACAGUACAAUGAAAACUACAGAUAUGAUGAAGGCUGGACUACUUAUGAAUGUCGUCUGCGUAUUCACUAUCUGCAUCGCUAUUAACUCCUACGGUGUUCCACUGUUUAACCUAAGCACUUUCCCAGAUUGGGCCAGCAUUAAACUCUCCAAUUCGUCUUACUGUGACGCAGCAUAAAUCAGUUCAAAGCACAACCUAGUCGGAGAAACCAGACGCAUCAACCAAUUCUGGAGUUCCAGGUUCAUACCCGUCCUGACAAGGUCUAAGUUAAUCCCAGAGUAAUCAGAUCUAUUCCCAGCUGCCAGAGUAGUCAGAACUAAGA